AAAACAACAUGAAGAAAUACAAUAUCGAAAUUCUAUUUGGGGGUUUCUUAAACUAUAUGUAAAUCAUAAUUUAAUUUAUGAUAUAAUUAAAAUUGAUGAUCCAAAAUUAUAUGAAAAAUUUAUAUCAGCAAUAAAUGAAAUCUUAUACUGGACAAAAGUUUUUAAAGUUGAAGAUGAAGCAAAAUUUGUUAAAAAAUAUAAAAGAAUUUUGGCUAAAAUGGAAGCAUCAACAAAUCCCAAUAAAUAUAUUAUUAAUCUCUCAACAAAAUAUUUGAAAUACAAAUUUAAACCACAUUUAUAUAAAGAGAAAAAAAAAUUGUUGAUAUCAAUUACAAAACUUGAAUACUAUUAUCAAACAGUAAGUCAUAAAAAGAAAAAGCAUGAUAAACAAAAUACAAAGAAAUAA
This is a messenger RNA of Cetraspora pellucida, 406 nucleotides long. Lineage: Eukaryota; Fungi; Glomeromycota; Glomeromycetes; Diversisporales; Gigasporaceae. The record is from the annotation of a GenBank genome assembly.